CUGAGGAGUGAGAGGGCGACUAUUACGAUGGCCGCAAGGACAAAAUCAUCGCUGCCGACGUUCCACUGGUUCUCAAGCGACGUUCCUCGGCAUGUCACUAGCGCUGGCAUGGCGGCGUCGACAGCACCCGCUAAGGGAGUGGCUCGUUCAGCGUAACAACAUCCAACCUUUGACACAUCAGAUUGAUCCGUAUUAUCCAAGAAAUGGCUUAAUUUCAUGCGGUUUUAUGGUUCAGAAAUAUACUUGAUGUCUCACACAAAAAGGAUGGUUGUUGAAUUAAUUAU
Geodia barretti is the source of this 284-nucleotide messenger RNA. NCBI's taxonomy places the organism in Eukaryota, Metazoa, Porifera, Demospongiae, Tetractinellida, Geodiidae. The record is from the annotation of a GenBank genome assembly.